Messenger RNA from Salvelinus fontinalis (brook trout), 3222 nucleotides. Its product is annotated as aspartate beta-hydroxylase domain-containing protein 2-like. Bases 1265 to 2353 code for a protein of 362 amino acids. The transcript is spliced from 4 exons. The record is from RefSeq and is a predicted model, not a curated record. NCBI's taxonomy places the organism in Eukaryota, Metazoa, Chordata, Actinopteri, Salmoniformes, Salmonidae.
GGAGCUCUGCUUAUGUGUGUUUAUGUUUACUGCAUAGUUUGCUUGUUACAGUGCAUCUUUUCGUCUGUGUGAGUGCUUAAUACUGCAGUUAGUAUGUUAAUGUAUCUAUGCUGCUUAUCCUUCCUACAAUAAAUGUACAAAGCGCUAUUCUAGAAAACCCUAAGGAAUUUAGUUUUGUAUACAUGGCCUUAGAGCCACACUCAUACAUUUCACAGGAGGUUAAGAAGUGCAGCUCCGUUUCCACCUCAUUUUGUAGGCUGUGCACAUAGCCUGUCUUCUCUUGAGAGCCAGGUCUGCCUACAGUGGCAUUUCUCAAUAGCAGGGCUAUGCUCACUGAGUCUGUACAUAGCCAAAGCUUUUAUUAAGUUUGGGUCAGUCACAGUGGUCAGGUAUUCUACCACAUUGUACUUUCUGUUUAGGGCUAAAUAGCAUUCUAAUAUUCUCUUUUUUUUGUUAAUUCUUUCCAAUGUGUCAAGUAAUUAUCUUUUUGUUUUCUCAUGAUUUGGUUGGGUGUAAUUGUGUUGCUGUCCUGGGGCUCUGUGGGGUCUGUUUUUGAACAGAGUCCCAUGACCAGCUUGCUUAGGGAACUCUUCUCCAGGUUCAUCUCUCUGUAGGUGAUGGCUUUGUUAUGGAAGGUUUGGGAAUCACUUUCUUUUAGGUGGUUGUAGAAUUUAAUGUCUCUUUUCUGGAUUUGGAUAAUUAGCAGGUAUCGGCCUAAUUCUGCUCUGCAUGCAUUAUUUGGUGUUUUACGUUAUAUACUGAGGAUAUUGGUGUUUGUCUCAUUUUGUGAAUUCUUGGUUGAUGAGCAGACCGCAGACCUCACAACCAUAAAGGGCAAUGGGUUCUAUAACUGAUUCAAGUAUUUUUAGAUCGUUCACAGCUUUGUGGAAGUUACCUGUGGCGCUGAUGUUUAGGCCGAGAGACCAGAUACCCUGAGGUGUGUUGUCUGUCUGCAUUUGUCGAAAAUGAACAAGGGAGGGAGCAGCACAAAUAUCACACAGCCAGGCACCAUGCAGGGGGAACCCUCCCCUCAUCCCUGAGUACUGAAAUUUCAGGACUGGAGCCUGAGUGUGUCAUAUCAGAUAGUGUCAGACUGCAUCCAGAAGGGGGGAUGAUAAGAGCUUCCUGAAAGUAGCCUUUGAGAAACCCUGUGGAAAAUUUUCCUCUAAUAGCCAUUUUCAAGCAGUGUCAGACAGGGUUGGUUAUUGACCUUCUCAACGGUAUUUCUUCAGACCAAACUCAGUGGUUUUAGCGAAGAGCCAGAAUGGAGUGGUCACUAGAGAGGGUGAGGGAGAUGGUGGCUGGAGGGAUGCAGUCUAUGAGGGACUGUGAGUCCAGUGCCUUUGGCACAGCCAUGUGCCUGCUGCUGCUCUUUGUGUGGUACUGUUACAGGGUAGGUCGUGAGCACAGUUCCUCUCCCCUGCGUGGGGGGUACAGCAAUGAGCCCAGUCGAGUAGGAGGGGGUGGGGGGGCCUUGAUCAGCACAGAGAGAGAUGGCAAGGCUAAAGGCAGGCCAGUGUCAGGGGUGGAGGAGCAGAACGGCUUUGCUUACUGUCAGUCCGCUGAGUCCUUUCGCUGCACCAACACAGGGGACGGUCUCAAUCAGAAGCUGUACCACAGCCUGCAAGAUUACGCCAAACGCUACACCUGGUCGGGCAUGGGCAGGGUACACAAAGGGGUACGAGACCAGGGUCGCUACCUCACCAGCCGGCCCACCAUCCAGAGGCCAGAGGUGUUCUUCCUCCCUGACCUGCCCUCAGCACCCUUCUUCUCCCGGGACGCACAGAAGCACGACGUGGAGCUGCUGGAGAGGAGCUUCCCUGCUCUGCUGGCUGAGUUUGAGAGCAUCUACCACUCCCCCCCAGCAAGGGCUGGCUCCUCCCUUCCUUUGGGCUGGAAGUCCAACAGCACCCCCCAUGGUCAGUGGUGGACCUUCUACUUGUUGAACCAGGGCACUCCGCUGGCCCUCAAUGCCAGGAGGUGCCCCCGGGCCUGGAGGGUGCUGGGUCAGCUGCGCACCUUUAUCGCCAACAACGUGUUUGGAAACGCCUGCUUCUCUGUGCUAACCCCGGGAGCCCUGAUCACUGAGCAUUACGGCCCAACCAACGUCAGGCUACGCUGCCACCUGGGUCUUAGAGUGCCCUCUUCCUGUGAGCUGGUGGUUGGCGGGGAGCCACAGUGCUGGUCUGAGGGGAGCUGUCUGCUGUUUGAUGACUCCUUCCUCCACAGGGCCUUCCAUGAGGGUGGCCCAGAGGACGGCCCCAGGGUUGUCUUCAUGGUGGACCUCUGGCACCCUAAUGUGGCAGCUGCUGAGAGACAGGCUCUGGACUAUAUCUUCACCCCCGGGCGCUAAGAAGACAAGGAGUUUGUUGGGGGGGGGGGGGGGGGUGAAGAGAAACAGAGCUACAGAGAGAAAAACAGAGGUAAAGGGCGACGGAGAGAAUGUCUUUCAGAAUGUAAGAGGGUUGGUGAAAAAAGUAGAGAAGAACAGUGUGAGUGGGGUGGGAGGGAGCGUUUCUCUUGUCCCGUUCCCAUACUCACUGUGUACAUAUUCUCUGUCCUGUUCGAAUCUGCUUUCUCCCUGUAACUCUUAGCACCUGCUGACUUUGACCAAACAGCCAUAAUGUAAAAUGUUACAUUUGAAUGUUUACAGCCCCAAUCCUUAUCCUGUGAUUAUCCCUGCCAAUGUGUGAUACUUUACUGUGCUCUCCUAUAGAAAUCAAUACAGCUUUCACAGAAACAUGGUUGGAUAAGCACAUAGAAACAUUUUUUUUAGAGAUCAAAUGAUUUGCUUGAAACUGUCUGUGUUGUUGCUACACAGAAGAAAGGCUUGUAUUUGGUAAAUGAUCUAAUUAAAUAAUGGUUGUAAUAUGGUUGUAUUUGAUAUCUUUGUAUUUCUGUAAAUAGAGUUGGAGUACAAAACAUAUCAGAGGUUUUGAAGUAUAAUUGUCUUACAAUCAAUAGUUAAGUUAUUGUGUGGUCUUAAUAUACUGGUACUGUAAUGUCAUCUUCUCUUCUGAGCAUUUGUCAUUUUGAUACAUUCAGUUUUAGAUAUCUGAAAUGUUUGGUGGUUUGGCUAUUGUUCAGUGACAUUUUAUAUAAUUCUGUGUUUUUUUUCCAGCUGUAUAUCAAAUUUAUGGUGAUAUUCUACCCCAAUAGAUUCAUAUUUGUGGCAUUUGUACUCAUUUUGAACAGUAUUUAAUAAAUGGCAAAUUAUCUGAA